CCUUUUUUUUGUACUUUUGAAUUGGUGUAUGCCGUGUAUGCAGUUUCAUAAGCUCUAUGCAUUCUGAUUUGGGCAGUUUUGGUUUAAUGGUACAAGUAAGUGAUUGGAAGUGCUUCGUCGUGUGUUCGCGUCGGUUUUUCUUCUAGUGCGCGUAGUCGGCAUGCGAUCUUACGCAUCACUCAAUACUGAGUCUGAGUCAUGCAUGCGUGGUCGAUGGUACCAGAAUCCACUGUUCAAGCGCUACUGGCAUCACUAUCACAACACACUGAACUGGUUUCAACAUCACCAGCAACUAUUGCGUGAUGUCGCCGCCCAAAGCGCAGCGUCGAGUGAUUGUAACACCUAUAUUGAGAGGAGGCCCCUUCAAUCUUGCCAAGAACUGUGCACAUUGCAGGCUUCGCAAACAGGGCAGGAUGAUCACUUUGAGACUCCUGAGGAUGGUGACUUUGAGAUGCCAGUGACUGAAGAGCUGAUUGCUUUCUUUGAGCACAGUGCACGGCAUCGUAAAAGUCUUGGCGACUCUGGGGUCGAGCAGAAGUAUCAGUGGCGGCAAACGACAGCUUCAGGCUCCUGCCGGCACCACGUGCAGCUGUACGGGCCGGCUGCCGCAGCCGCAGUGCGAGGCAUGGAGACUGCCAUGCAGCUCUCCUUCGAACACUUCACUGACAGCCAGCAGCCCAAACCAUGGCCGAACAUCCCGCUCAAGCUCUGACCUUGCCAUUAAAUGACAGUCAUGCAGGAAGUGACACGGAUAUGUAUUGUGUGUUCAUGUCCGCCAGUGAAGAAUGACCAUCACACAAAAUUUGCAUCCGAGCUUGCUUUCCUGUAUAGAACGCGAAUGAAGAAGCCAUCAUUGAAGGCUGGAUGAACAUCACAGCGUGUGCUCACCUUUACAGAAUCGUUUUCCUUUGAAGGAGCUGAUGUGCUACACGCAAGGGCAAAAAUAAAUGGAAUGAAAGAUUGAGACACAGCCAUACUGGCUUUGUCUACAAACGGCUCUUCCUUGUCCGCCAGCAAGCGACCCUAGCUUUCUUUUGCAACCUGCUGCACAUCCCCACACCAUCCUUGAAUCACAAAAACCUCAGGAGCAUAUUGGCACACAUGCGAAGUGACGAUCUCGCUGCCAACCAUAAUGCCAACUGGUACCAUGACAUGGUAUAUCUUUUAAUCACAGCGCCCUAGUUGAAACUCCAUAGCAAUCCCCACUAUCCCUAGAAUCCUGGAUCUUCAUUCCAAGGGCUAUCCAUCAAGCAAGAAUCUGUUACGGAUGGGGUGCUUGCAGCCAGCAACAAAACUUUUCUAUACUCUGUCUCUGAAAUAGUUUGCAGCACUGCUGAUGGCACGAGGCAUACACAGGUAAUAUCCUAGCGCAGCGGAAUAUAGCUCCAGGUGCAACUGUCUGAUUAUUGGCGGGAUUAGUGAGAUUUAUUUUUUCUUGGCACAUUAUAAAUUACAGUGACAUGUGACAUGUUAGAACUCUUGCAUGUGCACAUCGUAUACCGCGAAUUACCGUGACGGUGAGCAGACUACGCGGCCCGGAUGAACACAUCUCGAGGGACAUUCAGCCUUCCUAUUGGCUAAGAACUCCUGCAGCUUCCGAAGUGCUGCAAACAACUUGUCAGAUGGCGCAGCUGGCACGCGCUCGCUAACCAAUGAGGUAUCCUGCUCUCUUCCUCCGCAUCUAUGCUUUCUGUGCAUUACUCUUGGUUUUUGUUGUAGCUAAAGAAACUUAUUACGCGCUUUCCUUGUGUCACCUUUGCACAGCCAUUCUAGGGGUUGGCCAAGAAUGCGCAUAUACAAAUACCACAUACGCAUUGCUGAAGUUGUCCGGGCCCAUACCCAGUGACCCAAAUUGCCUACUAGGCCGGACAGCAGCAGCUAGCUGCAAGUAGUCUACUUGGGCACAUACCCAGCAGACCAUGUCGCUUGGCAAGACAGCACAUACCUAUUGACCGCGAGAUCGAGUGUACUUCGCAUUGAUUUUGGUAGGUUCUGUGAUCCAUCGUAGUGCCCAACCUUUCACAUAAUCCAAUCUAGCGGCCUGCUAUCUAUUUAUAAUUGUUCCGAUAUUUUUUAUACUGUUGCAGGUGUGUGAUUUUUACUUAAAGCUGGAAUAUGUAAGAACCACCAGCACUUGUACUAAAACGACCUACCAAAUUCCAAACUUCAUUUUAAAAAAUCCAGUAAUGACUAUGAUCGUUCACCACAUUCUACAAAUAGCGAAAUUGUUAACAGUUUCUGUAAAUAAAAAUAUUGCCAUGUAUGUUCUGUACCUCUGCAUUUGAGAAUAGUAGUAGCCAUUUUGUGCUGAUUUCAAGUGUUUUCCUUUAUUUAUUUUAUGCAUCUUAAGAUAUAUAUAGUAUUUAAAUGUGUGCAUUUUACUGCAUGAACACUAUUCCUUCCACAUUUUACUAUGGUGAGUUUUUGGACCAAGUGGCAAUAAUGAAAUACGUGUCUGAGAAACUCAUUUUUAUAGUUUCACCCAGUUGCACAUUUUAUGCUUGUCUUUUACUUUCCUGUUAUUUUUUUCUCUAUCUGAAAACUGCAUAUUUGUUGUCAAAGAAAUGGAUAGUGCGUUGUAUUGAAUGAACUGAGGAAAACGUCCGAAAAUGAACAUUCUCUGAUCAAUAAAAAUUUCGGCAGAUACACUUAAAGGGCCCCGCACCAGGUCCGGCUAUUUUGACCUGACAAGCGCCGUGCGUACAAUGUACCCUGGAAAGAGCUUAUAUUUCAAACUGAAUGUCGUUUGCCCUUGUCCUCACAGGCACCGCGCUCCCAGCCGAAGAGCUGACGCGUAUCGCACAAGUGCGUCUACGUACAUGGCAGUGUUGCGACGUCACUUAUGGCACAUGAUUUCAAUAUAUAUUCAAGGCAACAUCUGUUAUUUGUGUAAUCUGCUGCUUCAAUAGACGUAUUAAAGUUUAGAGGAAAUAAUGAAACAUACAAAUCGAAUGUCUGUGUUUUUGUUUUACUUCGCACUGCAGCAAGAGAGAUGUACUUCUGUUUAGCCUGCUUGUUCCCACAUAGUGCAGUCGCAUGCGCAGAAAAUGAAACUAUGUCAUUUGCUACCAUAUUCCAGCACACAGCCAUGAUCUGUGAUCCACUUGUGUCAUCCUCAGUAUAUGUGUAGCGCUGACUUAUACCGCUAGUCAAGUGUUCUCAUGCACAGCGUGCAAAAUCGUGCACUGCGCGAAACGAGACAAACACAACAGCUCACGUGCGAUGCCUCCAGCUUAAGUGUGCUGUGAAAAAAAAACAGCAGGGUCCGUGACAUAUGCAUCACGUGAUCCUUGAGCUCCGGUAUGGGAGAACACAGAACGAAUUUCUAGCCUUUUCUUCUAGCCUCCACUUGCGGAGGCUAGAAGGGGCUGGAAUCAUGGGUUCGCGGCACUGGAAUAUUUAUAUUGUGGCUAUUCAUGAACCAAUUCGAAAAAUUCUUGUGGGAGAACACUUCCUAGAGGGCACGUAAUAACUUCCAGCAUAUAACCAAAAUUUUCUGUGUGGGCCCUUUAAUACUGCUUAUGUCUGGGAAUGCUAAAGCAUUGUUGCUUUGGUAAAAUGUUUUCGCUUCGGUAUUCACCCGCAUGUCGUCGUGCACGUUGUAAACUUGCACGGCGUACCUUUUGAGACAUGACGGCGGUGGUAAACCUCAUUUUAUACACUCAUGAUUUGGCAUCGAGAGUUGUUGUUUCCACUCGCCAGGGCCGUGACUAGGGGGGGAGGUAUUUAGGGGGUCCUGACCUCCCCCCGGGUAGGGUGGCUAGAAGGGGAGGUGUGAAUACCGGCGGGCGCUUUCCUUCGGGCGCGCGUGACCCCCUUGCGCACCGAUGCCACCAGGGGGAACAUGGCGCUGCUGCUCGCGGCGUGGUAUUACGGCGUGGUAUUCCCGCGCUGGCCUGCGCCCUCCGCUGCCAGUUGGUCUCGUCGCCUAUUUUGGUGUUCCUCCCGACAUUCCGUCAUUCGAGGGCGAGAUGCUGUGGACCACCAAAGUUAUGUUGAGCACCGCAGCGACGCACGGCUAGUUUAUUACAUUGCAGGUUAUGUGGCGAGAAGGCGUGUUUUGCCCACACAUUGUGAAGACUGCGAAGCACCAUAAAGGCAAUAUCCCCAGAGAGUUUCCACCAGAGGCAUCCAAAGAGUGGGACCUUGAGGGCCUUUUAUAUCCCUCAGAAUCGUUCUAUAAGCUGGACAAUGCCCUUGAAAACAAGCUCACUCGUUUAUUCAGUGUAACACCCGCCGUGGUUGGCCAGUGGCUAUGGUGUUGGGCUGCUGAGCACGAGGUCGUGCGAUCGAAUCCCGGCCACGGCGGCCGCAUUUCGAUGGGGGCGAAAUGUGAAAACACCCGUGUACUUAGAUCUAGGUGCACGUUAAAGAACCCCAGGUGGUCAAAAUUUCCGGAGCCCCCCCACUACGGCGUGCCUCAUAAUCAGAAAGUGGUUUUGGCACGUAGAACCCUAUAAUUUUUAAUUCAGUGUAACACGCUAGCAUGCCAAAGCUGCGGCCGAGAUUUUGCAGUCAAUUGGUUAAAUGUCAAAGAUUGGUUGCCUAGACCAUUCUGCUACCCUGAAAGCCUCAGUUAUACGUUUUUAUUGCCUCACAAGGAUUCACUUUUUGCUUAAAGGUGUCAAUCAGCAGAGCAGUGAGAAGAAACGGAAAACACUGAAACCUUGUGGGUUGUAAAUUUUUUUGCUCACUUGUAAAUAAACGAUUUCAUGACCAGAUCUGUUGCUUCACUGUCUGCAAUCAUAGUAAAUUCCUUAUAUGAGCGUCAAAAUGACAUGCUACAGGUCUGCAAGCGCAGACAAAAACUGGUUUGUAAAUACGUCCAGACUUUAGGCCGCCGUUCCUGCGACCCGGUCAACGGAGUGGAAAGGGGGGGUAAGCGUUAUAGUGCCCUGGUCGUUCGAACGCUUAGGGCCCAAAAGCGUUAGGUUCACCCAAAUAGACGCUAAAUAAUGGUUUGGCUUGGCUCCGUAUAUUAUUUUUAAAUAGGUGGCGCGAAAGCGAUGAACGCUACGAGAGCCCUGAAUCGGUGCUUCCGUUCUGCCCGUGCGGUCUUCGCCUGUGUCCGUGGCUGUAGAGAAGUGAUUGUAGCUGUUUGAUGUCGUUAAAUGUGAGAGCUUGUGGCGAAGUGAUUGAGUAUGGCCGUAGUGGUUCUGCCCAUGUAGUGUUUCGCGGACUUCACCAGUGCCUGUGACUGAUCGUGUUGCCCAAUAGCUUUGUGGAAAGCGACGUGGUUUGUGUGGAUGUCAUCGCAGCUUUUGCCAGCUCCUGGGUGGCCCCUGUGCCAGUUAUUGAUGGCGUUGCCCAGUAGCUUUGUGGAAGUUGAUGUACCUUGUGUGGAUUUCGUUGCCGCUUAUGACUGCCUUAAUUAUAGGUGGUCACGCUCCUUUUUGAAGCGCGUCCGAGCGCGAGAAACUUCACCGAUUUUUUUGUAAACAACGUGGACGUCUCGAAAUGUUAGCUAGAAAUCAACUAGCAGCAAGCCAAGUCUGUAUUUUGUGGUUUUUCGAGCUUAUGCUCAUGCGAGCAGCAGAAGAACAAAAGGUCCGUUACAUAAUAUCAGUUCCAUAAAAUCAGCUUUGCCGCAAUACAGUCAUGAUAUGCGGUGAAGCAUACGUAAUGUAUUGCGGUAAAGUAUAUGAAAAAGUAGGCAGGGACCACUGCGUUACUGGGGCGAUUUUCUUGUAUUAUGGUCAUGGCCGUGCACGAACAAGGAAAAAUCACGGUCGAUGCGCAUGGCACAAACCUUGCCAAAGCUUCAAUUGAAAAAAAAAAAGAAAGCGAAUUGGAGUGGGUGAUGCCAAAAACAAAGCCUUGACUUUUGUAUUAUCAAAGCAGUUCCGAGAAUAGUCAAUCAUAUUCCAAGCUCCUGCAUUAUUUGAUUGCUUAAACUAUAUGCAUAUAUUGUGCACCAGCCUUAGCACCAUUUCUAAUGUACCUUAAUUAUGUAAGUUUAAUAACACGUGGCAAAUAUAUAAUUUGUGCUGUAUGGUGUUGUGCUGUUUAUAAGCUGCUGCUUUCAUGUGGUAAUGUGUACAUUAGCUGGAAGAGUUGAUGCAUCCUCCUUAUAGAACUCAGUGAAAGGUGAACCACCUGUCAAGCCAUCAUUGUUCUUGCGGUUGUACACCAGAUUUCACAAACAUGGGGAUAGUUAUGAUAUAGAAAGACUAGCUGAGGUUUAACAUAUCCACAUGCAUGCACAGGAGUGCGGGAGUCGACCAUCUAUCUCUCUAACUCAGGUUGAAUGUGCAUACUUGAGUAACGUGUAACGCUUGUUUGGUGUCAGGUUUCUUUUAUUGUUAGCCUAGUUUGUGUGUUUCUCCCAUUUGUAGGUUUUAGUGUGUGUUGCUGUGUAUGUAUAUAAUUGCUUCCAGAGUGGCUUUCUUGUUGCUAAUAAAUUUAGAGAAGGCAG
Molecule: messenger RNA, 6415 nt
Organism: Dermacentor andersoni
Lineage: Eukaryota; Metazoa; Arthropoda; Arachnida; Ixodida; Ixodidae
Product: gem-associated protein 8-like
Biological process (GO): spliceosomal snRNP assembly
Cellular component (GO): SMN complex
Source: RefSeq, a predicted model, not a curated record